AAUCGAAAGUAUUGCCUCAGGAUUACCAAAUCCGGUUCCCUCGUUCACCAGAUUAGCUCGACGAAUCCAGGGCCUGGCUACGCCGCCGUCGUCGUCGCUAUGGCCGGAAGAGGGAAGGCAAUUGGCUCCGCCGCGGCGAAGAAGUCCACGUCCAGGAGCAGCAAGGCCGGACUCCAGUUCCCCGUUGGCAGGAUCGCCCGAUUCCUCAAGGCCGGCAAAUACGCCGAGCGCGUUGGCGCCGGCGCCCCCGUCUACCUAGCUGCAGUCCUCGAGUACCUCGCCGCCGAGGUUUUGGAGCUCGCUGGGAAUGCUGCAAGAGACAACAAGAAAUCUAGGAUCGUUCCGAGGCACAUUCAACUAGCCGUGAGGAACGACGAGGAGCUCUCUAAGCUGCUGGGAGAAGUCACCAUCGCGAGCGGCGGCGUGAUGCCAAACAUCCACAAUCUCCUUCUUCCCAAAAAGGCUGGAUCUUCCAAGGCGGCCGCAGGCGAUGAAGACUGAAAGCUGAAAACCUUCUGGUCUAGGGUUUCAUGGCCUUGUAAUUUUCAUGAUUAUUUGUUUUUUAUUUUUUUGGUUUUCCCAACUUUUGUACCAUUAGCAUUGUAUCAUCCGGAAUUGUUUAAGAUCAAGCUUGUUCAUCCUUAAAAUAUCA
This is a messenger RNA of Zingiber officinale, 652 nucleotides long. RefSeq names its product protein H2A.7-like. The record is from RefSeq and is a predicted model, not a curated record. The transcript has 2 exons. The coding region runs from base 100 to 501 and encodes 133 amino acids. Gene Ontology annotation, molecular function: DNA binding; structural constituent of chromatin; protein heterodimerization activity. Lineage: Eukaryota; Viridiplantae; Streptophyta; Magnoliopsida; Zingiberales; Zingiberaceae. Gene Ontology annotation, cellular component: nucleosome.